Molecule: messenger RNA, 2697 nt
Organism: Macadamia integrifolia
Lineage: Eukaryota; Viridiplantae; Streptophyta; Magnoliopsida; Proteales; Proteaceae
Product: probable methyltransferase PMT23
Exons: 9
Coding region: 296-2176 (626 amino acids)
Cellular component (GO): cytoplasm; trans-Golgi network; endosome
Molecular function (GO): methyltransferase activity
Source: RefSeq, a predicted model, not a curated record
UCAGAUCACCCUUCUCCAGCACCCAAACAACCACACUUAAAACAAUUGAUUCAUUUGCGUCUUUCAUGGGUUCCCACGCCCCAACACCUCUCAUCACUGACUCUCUCUCUCUCGGCUUCCUGCUGCGCAAUGCCUCUGCAGCUUCUUCUAUGGUGAAACAGUCAAUGAUGAUUCAUCAGUUUCUUCGUCCAUGCUUGUUCUUGAUCCUGAUCUCUUUGUAUGUUUCCUGCUCUUCAUUUCUGUCUCUUGAUAAGCCUCUUUGAAGGAUCAGAUCUUUCUUUAAAGGAGGUUCAUAAUGGAACCAUCGAUUCAGAGUCUCAUAAAGGAGAGGAAAUACCCCUUUGCCUUCGCUUUCUUUGUUCUUCUGCUCUGCGUCUCUGUUAUUGUUCUCACUAACAAUCGUUACACUCUCCUACCCUUCACUGAUCUCCAGAAAUCUCGUGCGAUCUCUUCGCCUCCCGGUAAUGCUUCGAACCCAUUUCCUCGUCUUCCUCCUCCACCUCUUCCCUCAAGCCCUGGAAGGAAAGAGAAAGAGAAAGAGAAAGCGCGAGAUGAUUUAAUAGUUCCUUCUCCUCCUGAUCAGACUUCCAAUGGAGGUGGAAAAUUGGAUUUAAUGACUUGGGAGCUUUGUAAGAUUAAGGAGUGGGUGACUGUUGAUUACAUUCCCUGUCUUGAUAACAUGAAAGCGAUCAAGGCAUUGAAGUCGAGACGGCACAUGGAGCACAGGGAACGCCAUUGCCCGAGUCCUAGCCCCCGGUGUUUGCUUCCUCUUCCUCAGGGUUACAAGAUACCCGUUCCGUGGCCGAAGAGUAGGGACAUGAUUUGGUUUGAUAACGUCCCCCAUCCUAAACUUGUCGAAUACAAGAAGGACCAAAACUGGGUGCAGAAGUCUGGUGAUUAUUUUGUUUUUCCUGGCGGUGGUACUCAAUUUAAAGGAGGAGUGAAGAAGUACGUUGAGUUUAUAGACAAGACUCUACCAAGUAUUGGAUGGGGAAAACAAACAAGGGUUAUCCUAGACGUUGGUUGUGGUGUUGCUAGCUUUGGUGGCUACCUAUUGGAGAAAGAUGUUCUCACCAUGUCAUUUGCUCCAAAAGAUGAGCACGAAGCUCAGAUACAGUUUGCUUUAGAGCGGGGAAUUCCUGCCUUUCUUUCUGUCAUUGGGACUCAGAAGUUGAAUCUCCCAGAUAAUGUAUUUGAUUUGAUUCACUGUGCCCGAUGCAGGGUCCACUGGGACGGAGAUGGUGGGAAGCCACUAAUGGAGCUCAACAGAAUCCUUAGGCCUGGAGGAUUUUUUAUAUGGUCAGCGACACCAGUUUAUCGGGAUGACUCAAAGCACCUGAGUGUCUGGAAUUCUAUGGUAGCUUUGACAGAAUCCAUCUGCUGGAAGAUGGUAGCAAAGACUAUUACGAGGACAUCAGCUAGAAUUGGGCUUGCCAUAUAUCAAAAGCCUAUCUCAAAUACAUGUUAUGAGGAACGCAAAGAAAAUAAUCCCCCCUUGUGUGAUCGGAGGGAUAUGCAAAACGCUUCAUGGUAUGUACCCCUACUUAGAUGUCUUCCCUCUCUUCCACAAGGGGACUCAGGCAAGUGGCCUACAACCUGGCCUGAAAGGCUUGGCAGUAAACCUCCAAGUUUAUCAAGGGAACCAAGAGCUGAAGAAAUCUUUUUUGAGGACACAAAACACUGGUCCGCACUUGUAUCAGAUGUUUAUUUGGAUGGCCUGGCAAUCAACUGGUCAAGCAUACGAAAUGUAAUGGAUAUGAAUGCUGGCUAUGGAGGAUUUGCUGCAGCACUUAUUGACCAACCUUUUUGGGUAAUGAAUGUGGUACCCUUCAAUGGGGCAGAUACUCUUGCUGCAAUUUUUGACAGAGGGUUGAUUGGAAUUUAUCAUGAUUGGUGUGAAGCUUUUAAUACAUAUCCUCGAACUUAUGAUCUCCUGCACUCCAGUUACUUGUUUGGAAACCUAACUCAGAGGUGCGACAGUGUAGUUGUGAUAGCAGAGAUGGAUCGGAUAUUGAGACCAGGUGGUUGGAUUUUGGUUCAAGAAAACAUGGAAAUGAUUAACAAGCUGAAUCCCAUUUUUCAGUCACUGCACUGGGAGACUGCCGUAUAUGAGGAGCAAUUCCUUGUUGGUAAAAAAGGUUUUUGGCGUCCAACGAAUAGAGAAGCCAAAACAUGAGUGGAGAGUUUCAGUUCUACAAAAGUGCCAUUUAUGGCAACAUGUGCAUGUGAAGCUGUUGGCCAGAUCUGGGAAUGUUGAAGGUGCUUGAUGAAUUAUGGUGCCUUAAUUUUGGGUGGUAGUUACUGUCUGUACACUGAACAUCACUGGGCUAUGCAAGUGAGGGAGACCCACAAUUUGAUUAGUCAUCGCGGGAUAUCUUGUAGUUCAACUGUCAGUGAUACAGAGCAUUUACAGGUAGACAGUACAUGGCCUUUUCCACAAUUGUCCCAUUGAGUUAUGAUAUCUCAACAGGAUACCUUGGAUGGUGCCUGCAUGUGUACCAUGGGUCCUGCCAUUUUUGUUUAUGGAUGAUCAUUAAUCCUGAAAGCUGCAGAGUUAAUUGGCAGUGGCAUCUUUUUUUAGUAUCCACAUAGUAAAUCAUCAGUUUUAGUUUUCCUGUGUUGCAGUGAUAUAGUUUCUUUUAAGAGAUUAUGAAACCCGGUCACAGAUUAUGGUUAAAUGAAAUGAAAUUUCUGUCA